Molecule: messenger RNA, 2147 nt
Organism: Gavia stellata (red-throated loon)
Lineage: Eukaryota; Metazoa; Chordata; Aves; Gaviiformes; Gaviidae
Gene: PRIMPOL
Product: primase and DNA directed polymerase
Exons: 13
Coding region: 42-1781 (579 amino acids)
Biological process (GO): error-prone translesion synthesis; response to UV; mitochondrial DNA replication
Cellular component (GO): nucleus; mitochondrial matrix
Molecular function (GO): DNA-directed DNA polymerase activity; chromatin binding
Source: RefSeq, a predicted model, not a curated record
CUGAGGGCUAGUUUCAGCUUCAUCAUCACCUUUCAGGACAAAUGAAGAGAAAAUGGGAAGAAAGACUGAAGAAAGUGGAAGAACUAGCGUCUCACUAUGAAAGAAACCCUCUCCCUCCAGUUUAUAGACCAAAACUCUCCAAACCCUUUCUGCCAUCCUCUGUUUGGAAAAUAUUUUGUCGGCAGGCUGAAGCUUUCAAUUAUGUAAAAACCUGCAAAGAGGAUGUUCAUGUAUUUGCCUUGGAAAAGAACACACAAAGUGGACAGAGGUUUUACCUUGUGACAACGUAUAAAGAGCUUUGGUUUUACUACACCAAAGGUUAUAAAACAAGUCUUAUGCAUUGCUAUGAAGUAAUUCCUGAAAAAGAUGCUUGCAAACUUUAUUUUGAUUUGGAGUUCUACAAACCAGCAAAUCCUGGUGCAGAUGGCAACAGUAUGGUUGCGAAGUUAAUUGAGCUUGUCAACCAAAAAUUAAAAGACCUUUAUGAUGUAAAUUGUUCAGCCAAAGAUGUCUUGAAUUUAGAUUCCAGUACUGAUGAAAAAUUUAGUCGACACUUAAUAUUUCUACCCCAAAAGACUGUAUUUAAGGAUAAUACUCAUGUUGGUAACUUUGUGAGAACCAUUUUGCAGCCUGCCAUAAGGUUAAUGGAGAGUAAAGCUGCUGUUGCGAUUCCAGAAGAAGGAGCAAGGCAUGUUUUCCAGUGUUCUGUAGAAGCAGUUGGAUUAGAUGGUUCUCUGACAAACCUCACAGCCGUCGAAGCUGCUUCCAAAGGCUGGGCAGCCAUUGCUUGCAAAAUAAAAGAUAUGGAAACAUCACACCAGGGAGAAAAUUCGGAAUUUUCCUUUCUAAUAGUAAAUGAUAAAGAAGGAGGCAAGCAACUUUUUGUGGAUCUAGGAGUUUAUACAAGGAAUAGAAAUUUCCGGAUGUAUAAAUCAUCAAAAGCAGGAAAAAAUGUGAUUCUGAAGAUAGCAGAGGAUAAUAAGUUUGUCCCUAACUGUGAAGAGGAUGUUUCCUUGGAAGAAGCAUAUUUUCUUUCCUCUUUGAUCUGCAACAUUAGAGCGAAGGAUGACACAAAAGUUCUGUCAUCUGGCUUUUCAGAGGAGACAAAAAUAUCUGCUUUUUUAAACAGUAAAACUACCAGAAGCAGUAGAGAUUCCAUGGAAGGUUAUCAGGAUUCACCAUAUCCAGAAAUUGAUUAUUUUGUUCGUUCUUUGGUAAAUAAAGAUGGGGUGCAAGGAGGGAUACGACGGUGGAAUUAUUUCUCUCUAGAAGAAAUACUUGUAUAUGACAUUUCUGGUUACCGUUGGUGUGACAAUAUUGGAAGAGCUCACAAAAGUAACAACAUAAUGAUUCUGGUAGAUCUAAAGAAGGAAGUCUGGUAUCAAAAGUGUCACGAUCCAGUCUGCAAGGAAAAAAACUUCAAAUCACAAAGUUUUCCAUUACCAUCUCGGAUACGUCUCCCUUUUCUUUUCAAAGAGGAAGAAGAGUAUACACUAAUGGAUGAAAGAGGGAACACAGAAGUAGUAAACCCACAUUCUAAUGCAGCAGACUUGUCAAAAAGCUCAGUAUCUCUAAAAAAAAGCUUGUCUCACGACUUGCUGUUGUCAGACAGCAAGUGGGACGAUGCAAGUGACGACGCCUGUUUCUUAGAAGCUACUGAAGAUGUGGAACUAGCUGAAGCUGCAAAUGAUAGUCUGAAUUAUGCCAUGGAAGAAAUUCCUGAUGAAAUUCUUUUGGAAGCUUUAAGGAAACAGGACACUUGCAAUAAAGAAGGCAGCUAACCACAGACUUGGCUAGCAAACAGACCGCUAGCAACAAAACCUGCUUUAACGCAACGUGCGUAUCACAUGCUUUCUGUGAAAGAUACUGCGAUGUAGUUCAAAAAUGCUGUAAGACAAAGAACCAAGUAACAAACAAGUAUCCUCACAACUGGAUGAUCUUCAAGCACAAGAUCACCAAAGAUUACACAGGGGCUGAAGAGUAUGGGGUUGAAAACUUGUCAUGAAUGCUGCUCCAAGUUAGCACUUUUAACAGUCGCUGCUGUGCACUUGUUAGCUGUUUUUUGUUUAGCUGUAUGUCCAAGUUUUACUGAUAAGCCAAGUAAAACAGAUUUCUUUACUUCCAGAAAUGGGAGGAAAUUAUUUAUU